AUGCGUGUGCAUAUCUAUCUAUCUAUCUAUCUAUCUAUCUAUCUAUCUAUCUAUCUAUCUAUGACAGUAUUCUCCUAUAUACUUAUAUUCGUAUGCAUAUCUAUUUAUCUAUCUGUCUGUCUGUCUAUUUGUGAAUCUGUUCGUAUCUCUGUAUAUGCAUGUGCAUACACUAUCUAUCUAUCUAUCUAUCUAUCUAUCUAUCUAUCUAUCUAUCACAGUCACUUCCUAUCUAUCUAUCUAUCUAUCUAUCUAUCUAUCUAUCUAUCUAUCUAUCUAUCUAUCUAUCACAGUCACUUCCUAUCUAUCUAUCUAUCUAUGACAGUAUUCUCCUAUAUACUUAUAUACGUAUGCAUAUCUAUUUAUCUAUCUGUCUGCCUGUCUAUUUGUGAGUCUGUUCGUAUCUCUGUAUAUGCAUGUGCAUACACUAUCUAUCUAUCUAUCUAUCUAUCUAUCUAUAAACAUUUCUUUCUUUCUUUUCUUCUCUCGUUCUUUCUUUCUUUCUUUACCGUGUUAUUCCUCUCUUCUUUCUUUCUUUCUCGUUUUAUUUCCAUCUUCCCGCUCUCUUUCUUUCUUUCUUUCUUUCUUUCUUUCUUUCUUUCUUUCUUUCUUUCUCGUUUUAUUUCCAUCUUCCCUCUCUUUCUUUCUUUCUUUCUUUCUUUCUUUUUUCUUUCUUUCUCGUUUUAUUUCCAUCUUCCCUCUCUCUUUCUUUCUUUCUUUCUUUCUUUCUUUCUUUCUUUCUUUCUUUCUUUCUUUCUUUCUUUCUUUCUCGUUUUAUUUCCAUCUUCCCGCUCUCUUUCUUUCUUUCUUUCUUUCUUUCUUUCUUUCUUUUUUCUUUCUUUCUUUCUUUUCGUUUUAUUUCCAUCUUCCCGCUCUCUUUCUUUCUUUCUUUCUUUCUUUCUUUCUUUCUUUCUUUCUUUCUUUCUUUCUUUCUCGUUUUAUUUCCAUCUUCUCUCUUUCUUUCUUUCUUUCUUUUUUCUUUCUUUCUUUCUUUCUUGUUUUAUUUCCAUAUUCCCGCUCUCUUUCUUUCUUUCUUUCUUUCUUUCUUUCUUUCUUUCUUUCUUUCUUUCUCGUUUUAUUUCCAUCUUCCCGCUCUCUUUCUUUCUUUCUUUCUUUCUUUCUUUCUUUCUUUCUUUCUUUCUUUCUUUCUUUCUCGUUUUAUUUCCAUCUUCCCGCUCUCUUUCUUUCUUUCUUUCUUUCUUUCUUUCUUUCUUUCUUUCUUUCUUUCUUUCUUUCUCGUUUUUAUUUCCAUCUUCCCUCUCUUUCUUUCUUUCUUUCUUUCUUUCUUUCUUUCUUUCUUUCUUUCUCGUUUUAUUUCCAUCUUCCCGCUCUCUUUCUUUUUCUUUCUUUCUUUCUUUCUUUCUUUCUUUCUUUCUUCCCGCUCUCUAUCUUUCAUACUUUCCCGUAUUCUUUCUUUCUUUCUUUCUUUCUUUCUUUCUUUCUUUCUUUCUUUAUCGUGUUCCCGCAAGUUUGGAACGGGGACACGGAGCGUUUUUCCUCCCAGCCUUUGGUAUAUAUGCCGUGCGCUACAACCCCUCCAAUGUCUUGCUUUCAAACUACAUUUCAAGAGCUAAAUUUGUCAUCAGACCAAUAAUAUCUUCCUGCUUCUCUUCGUCAUUUGUCAUAUUCUUCAAAUUGUAG
Molecule: messenger RNA, 1638 nt
Organism: Acanthosepion pharaonis
Lineage: Eukaryota; Metazoa; Mollusca; Cephalopoda; Sepiida; Sepiidae
Source: the annotation of a GenBank genome assembly